Pongo pygmaeus (Bornean orangutan) is the source of this 10706-nucleotide messenger RNA. It is a transcript of the gene TNRC6C, whose product is annotated as trinucleotide repeat containing adaptor 6C. Gene Ontology annotation, molecular function: RNA binding; protein binding. Gene Ontology annotation, biological process: positive regulation of nuclear-transcribed mRNA poly(A) tail shortening; miRNA-mediated post-transcriptional gene silencing. Lineage: Eukaryota; Metazoa; Chordata; Mammalia; Primates; Hominidae. Gene Ontology annotation, cellular component: P-body; nucleoplasm. The transcript has 23 exons. The record is from RefSeq and is a predicted model, not a curated record. The coding region runs from base 2263 to 8079 and encodes 1938 amino acids.
UCAUGCUAGGCUAAUUUUUUUAAAAAAAUUUUGUAGAGGUGGGUUCCCACUGUGUUGGCCAAACUAGUCCCACCUUGGCCUCCCAAAGUGCUGGGAUUACACUUUGGGAGCCACUGCUCCUAGCCCCUUUUGGGUUUUUAUGAGACUUCAUUAUGAAGGCAUCAUUGAUUAAGCCAUUGGCCACUAGUGAUCAACUUAACCUUCAGCCCCUCUACCCUCCCUGGAGAUUGGAGGGUAGGGCUGAAAGUCUUAACCUUCUAAUCCUGCCUUGGUGUUUAUGGAGACCAGCCCCCAUCCUGAAGCUACCAAGAGGCUGCCAGCUAUCAGUCAACUCAUUAGCAUACAAAAAGACAUUACUUUGGAGUUUGGAAGGAUUUUAGGAAUUAUAUGCCAGGAAGCAGGAUGGAAGACCAAAUAUAUAUUUCACAGUAUUACAAAGAUAAAUAUAGUUUAAAUGUCCUCAGGUCUUUGUAAUUUAUAUUAGAUUUUAAUGAGUCAGAGAUAGUAAUAUCUAGGGUAGUCCUUCUCAAUCACAUUUGGUGAGAGAAUCACAUCAUAAUGUUCAAAGACAGCAAACUUCAACAUGUGGGUCAAAUCUGGCCUGCCAACUCUUUUAGUAAAUAAUGUUUUAUUGGUGGAACACCACCAUGCCCGUUAGUUUACAUAUUGUCUAUGGCUGGAUUCAUGCUGCACCACCAGAAUUGAGUAGCUGCUACAGAGACAUUGUGGUCCACAAAGCUUAAAUUUAUUGUCUAGCCCUUGAUAGAAGAGAUUUGACAACCCCUAGGUGUUGUGGACUGAGUGUAUGUGUUCCCCAAAGAUUUGUAUGUUGAAAUUCUAAUCUCCAGCGUGAUGGUGUUAGGAAGUGGGGCCUUUGGGAGGUAUUUAGUUCAUGAAGAUGGAACCCUCACAAAUGGGAUUAGAGACACAGAGUUCUUGCUUUCUACUCUCUGCCAUAUGGGGACACAGCAAGAAGAAUGCCAUCUGCAAGCCAGGAAGAGGGUCUCCGCCAGAACUUGACCAUGAUGGCACCCUGGUCUUGGAGGGUCUGUAGAACCCAGCCUCUAGAACUAUGAGAAAUAAAUGUUUGUUGUGUGAGCCACCCGGUCUAUGGUAUUUUUGUUAGUAGCAGCCAGAACUAAGACAUCUGUGCUAAGGCAUCUAUUAUAUAUUAUGAAUUAACUUCUUUACAUUUAGAAUGCCUUGUAAGAACUGAAAAAAAAAAUAGUCACUCAGAAUGUUUUCUGCAGGACAUAAUUCUUUCAUAGAUCUUGAGUUGAUUAGAGUAACUACUAAAAGGAUAGAAAGAAAAUUUAUAGCUACCAAGCUAAUAGAGAAGGAGAAAGGAAAUAAAAUAAUAAAAACCACUUACUGUCCAAAAAAAGACAAAAAAGAAAAAAGGAACAUAGAAUAGGAGGAACAAGGCCAGGCACGGUGGCUCAUGCCUGUAGUCCCAGCACUAUGGGAGACUGAGGCAGGCAGAUCACCUGAGGUCAGGAGUCCAAGACCAGCCUGGCCAACAUGGUGAAACCCCAUCCCUACUAAAAAUAAGAAAUUAGCCAGAUGUGGUGGCACAUGCCUGUAGUCCCAGCUACUCGGGAGGCUAAGGCAGGAGAAUUGUUUAAAUCUAGGAGGCAGAGAUUGCAGUGAGCCGAGAUUGUGCCACUGCACUCCAGCCUGGGUGACAGAGCAAGAUUUAAUCUCAAAAAAAAAGGAGGGACAAGUUCAAAACAAGUAGUAAGAUGGUUAAUUUAAGUAGUAACAGACAAAAUGGACUUUUAGGCAAGACAUCCCUAGAAACAAGGAAAUUUUGUAAUGAAAACUGAGUCAGUCCACCAAGAAAUAUGUAUGCACCUAAUAACAGCUUCAAAAGACAAAAGCCAACAGAAUCAAAAGGACAAAAAGAUAGAUUCAGUAUCCCUAUUUCAUCUAUUAUACACAAAUUAGGGAGAGCAGGAUAUUUGUUGAAUAUGGCAUAAAUUCACAGACCAACUUUCAUAUUAUACUUACUGGUAAAAUCCUGAAAGCAGUCUCUCAUUGUUAUUAUACCUUAUAACCCACCCCUAGAAUUUCUGCUUCCCAUUCUAGCAACUGAGUUCUGCUGGUAUUUGGAGUUCUUGUUUUCCAAUAGGGAAUGUUACUACCAGAGGACACAGAAAGGUUCCAUUGAAUUGAAAGAUGAGGCUAUAACCCAUUUGGGACUGUUGAUGCCACUGAACCAACAGGGAGAAAGAGCAAGAAACACAAGAAGAGGAACGUUUGAUGGAAGAAAAGAAAAAGAAAAAGCAGGAAGAAAAGAAAAAGAAGGAAGGUGCUCAGAAAAAGGCUGCUGAUCAAAAAACCAAAGUGCCAGAACCUACUAAGACCUGUUCAAGCCAGCCCCAACCUGCCGGUACCAGUACCAGUACUUCCACCAGCACUAUCUCAAGCAGCAACAAUGGCAAACGUGCAUCUGCCAGUGGCCAGCAGCCAGCUGCUUCCCGUUACCUGCCUCGUGAGGUGCCUCCACGCUUCCGCCAGCAAGAACAGAAGCAGCUAUUAAAGAGAGGCCAGCCAUUGCCUACGGGGACUCUAACCAGUGUGAGCCCAACCCAGGGUGCUGGGCCUGCAGGGGUAAGCCCACCUCCCCUACCUGGAGCCGGAACACAGCAUCAUCCCAGUAAGCUCCAACCAGAUCUCAGUCAUAGUGGAUUGGCAGAUCAUUAUGAAAAUUCCCACUGGGGACAACAGCCUACUUACAGAAGCGAAGCCAACUGCAGCUGGGAUAAAGUGAUAAUAGAUAGGACUGACAAGGAGGCGUGGCCUUCCAUCACAGGAACAGAGACUGAAUCUGCCUCAGAAUGUACUACAGACACUGACUCUGCCUCCAACUGUGGCUCAGAGAACAGUAGCAUGGCUACAGGGAGUGCCCAGGGCAACUUCACUGGACAUACCAAGAAGACAAAUGGCAAUAAUGGCACCAAUGGCGCACUCGUCCAAAGCCCUUCUAAUCAGAGUGCCCUUGGAGCAGGGGGAGCAAACAGUAAUGGAAGUGCGGCCAGAGUGUGGGGUGUAGCCACAGGCUCCAGCUCUGGCCUGGCUCACUGCUCUAUCAGUGGUGGGGAUGGAAAAAUGGACACUAUGAUUGGAGAUGGGAGAAGUCAGAAUUGCUGGGGUGCUUCCAACUCCAAUGCUGGCAUUAAUCUUAACCUUAAUCCUAAUGCCAACCCAGCUGCCUGGCCUGUACUUGGACAUGAAGGAACCGUGGCGACAGGCAACCCUUCCAGUAUUUGCAGUCCAGUCAGUGCCAUAGGUCAAAAUAUGGGCAACCAGAACGGGAACCCAACAGGCACUUUAGGUGCUUGGGGAAACUUGCUGCCGCAAGAGAGCACAGAACCACAAACGUCCACUUCUCAGAAUGUGUCUUUCAGCGCACAACCUCAGAACCUUAACACUGAUGGACCAAAUAACACUAACCCCAUGAACUCUUCACCCAACCCUAUCAAUGCAAUGCAGACAAAUGGACUGCCAAACUGGGGCAUGGCUGUUGGUAUGGGGGCCAUCAUCCCGCCCCACCUGCAAGGCCUUCCUGGUGCUAAUGGAUCAUCAGUUUCUCAAGUCAGUGGGGGCAGUGCUGAAGGAAUAAGCAAUUCUGUGUGGGGACUGUCCCCAGGUAACCCUGCCACAGGAAAUAGCAAUUCUGGGUUCAGUCAGGGGAAUGGAGACACUGUGAACUCAGCAUUAAGUGCUAAACAAAAUGGAUCCAGCAGUGCUGUGCAAAAGGAAGGAAGUGGAGGAAAUGCUUGGGAUUCAGGACCUCCUGCUGGUCCUGGAAUACUCGCCUGGGGAAGGGGCAGUGGCAACAAUGGCGUUGGUAAUAUCCAUUCGGGAGCUUGGGGCCACCCCAGCCGAAGCACCUCUAAUGGUGUGAAUGGGGAAUGGGGAAAGCCCCCAAACCAGCAUUCCAACAGUGACAUCAAUGGGAAAGGAUCAACAGGGUGGGAGAGUCCUAGUGUCACCAGCCAGAACCCUACCGUACAGCCUGGUGGUGAACACAUGAACUCCUGGGCCAAAGCGGCAUCUUCUGGAACUACAGCAAGUGAAGGAAGUAGUGAUGGUUCUGGCAACCACAAUGAAGGAAGCACUGGGAGGGAUGGAACGGGAGAAGGCCGAAGGCGAGAUAAAGGGAUUAUAGACCAAGGGCACAUCCAGUUGCCAAGGAAUGAUCUUGACCCAAGAGUUCUGUCUAAUACUGGUUGGGGACAGACUCCUGUAAAGCAAAACACUGCCUGGGAAUUUGAAGAAUCCCCUAGGUCUGAAAGGAAAAAUGACAAUGGGACAGAGGCCUGGGGUUGUGCAGCUACUCAGCCUUCAAACUCAGGGGGGAAGAACGAUGGGUCCAUCAUGAACAGUACAAAUACCUCUUCAGUAUCUGGGUGGGUCAACGCGCCACCUGCCGCUGUGCCAGCAAACACAGGUUGGGGAGACAGCAACAACAAAGCGCCAAGUGGCCCGGGGGUUUGGGGGGACUCGAUAAGCUCUACUGCUGUUAGUACUGCUGCUGCUGCCAAGAGUGGCCAUGCUUGGAGUGGGGCCGCAAAUCAGGAGGACAAGUCACCCACCUGGGGUGAGCCUCCAAAGCCCAAAUCCCAACACUGGGGAGAUGGACAAAGAUCAAAUCCAGCCUGGAGUGCAGGAGGGGGAGAUUGGGCAGAUUCAUCGUCUGUCCUUGGACACUUGGGGGAUGGGAAAAAAAAUGGAUCUGGAUGGGAUGCUGACAGUAAUAGGUCAGGGUCUGGUUGGAAUGACACCACGAGAUCUGGGAGCAGUGGCUGGGGCAACAGCACAAAUACAAAGGCCAAUCCAGGUACAAACUGGGGGGAGACUUUAAAACCUGGCCCCCAACAGAACUGGGCUAGCAAACCCCAAGACAACAAUGUGAGUAACUGGGGAGGAGCUGCUUCUGUGAAACAGACAGGAACAGGGUGGAUCGGGGGGCCGGUACCAGUCAAACAGAAGGACAGCAGUGAGGCAACUGGCUGGGAAGAACCCUCUCCACCGUCCAUUCGCCGCAAAAUGGAAAUUGAUGAUGGUACCUCAGCUUGGGGGGACCCAAGCAACUAUAACAAUAAAACUGUAAACAUGUGGGAUAGAAACAACCCGGUCAUCCAGAGCAGUACCACGACCAAUACCACCACCACCACCACCACCACGAGCAACACCACACACAGGGUGGAGACGCCGCCACCACACCAGGCCAGUACUCAGCUGAAUCGAUCACCGUUGCUCGGUCCAGGUAGGAAAGUUUCAUCAGGCUGGGGAGAAAUGCCUAAUGUUCACUCAAAGACUGAAAACUCUUGGGGAGAACCAUCCUCCCCUUCUACCCUGGUGGAUAAUGGCACAGCAGCAUGGGGGAAGCCACCCAGCAGUGGCAGCGGGUGGGGAGAUCACCCUACCGAGCCGCCGGUGGCAUUUGGAAGAGCUGGUGCACCUGUUGCUGCCUCAGCCCUGUGCAAACCAGCUUCAAAAUCUAUGCAAGAAGGCUGGGGCAGUGGUGGGGAUGAAAUGAACCUCAGUACCAGCCAGUGGGAGGAUGAAGAAGGGGACGUGUGGAAUAAUGCUGCUUCCCAAGAAAGCACCUCCUCCUGCAGUUCCUGGGGGAACGCCCCCAAAAAAGGACUUCAAAAGGGCAUGAAGACGUCUGGCAAGCAGGAUGAGGCCUGGAUCAUGAGCCGGCUGAUCAAACAACUCACAGACAUGGGCUUCCCGAGAGAGCCAGCUGAGGAGGCCUUGAAGAGUAACAAUAUGAAUCUUGAUCAGGCCAUGAGCGCUCUGCUGGAAAAGAAGGUGGACGUGGACAAGCGUGGGCUGGGAGUGACCGACCAUAAUGGAAUGGCCGCCAAGCCCCUCGGCUGCCGCCCGCCAAUCUCCAAAGAGUCUUCCGUGGACCGCCCCACCUUUCUUGACAAGGAUGGCGGCCUCGUGGAAGAGCCCACGCCUUCACCGUUCUUGCCUUCCCCAAGCCUGAAGCUCCCCCUUUCACACAGUGCACUCCCCAGUCAGGCCCUGGGUGGGAUUGCCUCCGGGCUGGGCAUGCAAAACUUGAAUUCUUCUAGACAGAUACCGAGUGGCAAUCUGGGUAUGUUUGGCAAUAGUGGAGCAGCACAAGCCAGGACCAUGCAGCAGCCGCCACAGCCACCAGUGCAGCCUCUUAACUCUUCCCAGCCCAGUCUCCGUGCUCAAGUGCCUCAGUUUCUAUCCCCUCAGGUUCAAGCACAGCUUUUGCAGUUUGCAGCAAAAAACAUUGGUCUCAACCCUGCACUAUUAACCUCGCCAAUUAAUCCUCAACAUAUGACGAUGUUGAACCAGCUCUAUCAGCUGCAGCUGGCAUACCAACGUUUACAAAUCCAGCAGCAGAUGUUACAGGCCCAGCGUAAUGUGUCCGGAUCCAUGAGACAACAGGAGCAGCAAGUUGCGCGCACAAUCACUAAUCUGCAGCAGCAGAUCCAGCAGCACCAGCGCCAGCUGGCCCAGGCCCUGCUCGUGAAGCAGCCACCACCGCCACCACCCCCGCCGCACCUGUCUCUGCACCCCUCUGCAGGCAAAUCGGCCAUGGACAGCUUCCCCUCGCACCCGCAGACUCCCGGCCUACCUGACCUGCAGACCAAAGAGCAGCAGUCUUCACCCAACACCUUUGCUCCUUACCCUCUCGCUGGACUGAACCCAAACAUGAAUGUCAACAGCAUGGACAUGACCGGUGGCUUGUCGGUGAAGGACCCAUCCCAGUCCCAGUCACGCCUCCCCCAGUGGACGCACCCCAACUCCAUGGAUAACUUGCCCAGUGCCGCUUCCCCCCUGGAGCAGAACCCUAGCAAGCAUGGUGCUAUCCCUGGAGGUCUAAGCAUUGGGCCUCCAGGUAAGUCCUCCAUUGAUGACUCCUAUGGCCGGUACGAUUUAAUCCAGAACAGUGAGUCACCAGCCAGUCCUCCCGUAGCUGUUCCCCAUAGCUGGUCACGUGCCAAAUCUGACAGUGAUAAAAUCUCAAAUGGCUCUAGCAUCAACUGGCCCCCAGAAUUCCAUCCGGGAGUUCCAUGGAAAGGACUGCAGAAUAUUGACCCUGAGAAUGACCCUGACGUCACUCCUGGCAGUGUCCCCACUGGGCCUACCAUCAAUACCACCAUCCAGGAUGUCAACCGCUACCUCCUCAAGAGUGGAGGGUCCUCCCCGCCAUCAUCUCAGAAUGCCACGCUGCCUUCCUCGAGUGCCUGGCCGCUCAGUGCCUCCGGCUACAGUAGCUCUUUCAGCAGCAUUGCAUCCGCACCUAGUGUUGCAGGUAAACUGUCAGACAUUAAAUCGACGUGGUCCUCUGGCCCUGCCUCCCACACGCAAGCCUCUCUGUCUCAUGAACUGUGGAAGGUGCCCAGAAACACUACUGCACCCACGAGGCCACCUCCAGGGUUAACCAAUCCCAAGCCCUCCUCCACCUGGGGUGCCAGCCCCCUCGGCUGGACCAGCUCCUACUCCUCGGGUUCUGCCUGGAGCACCGACACCUCAGGAAGAACCAGCAGCUGGCUCGUUCUUCGAAACCUCACUCCCCAGAUUGAUGGUUCUACACUGCGGACAUUGUGUUUGCAACAUGGGCCUCUUAUCACAUUCCACCUGAAUCUGACUCAAGGCAAUGCUGUGGUCCGGUACAGCUCCAAGGAGGAGGCUGCCAAGGCCCAGAAGUCUCUGCACAUGUGCGUCCUGGGAAACACUACCAUCCUGGCCGAGUUCGCUGGUGAAGAAGAAGUGAAUCGCUUCUUAGCCCAAGGCCAGGCGCUGCCACCCACUUCCAGCUGGCAGUCCAGCAGCGCAUCCAGCCAGCCGCGGCUCAGCGCAGCGGGCAGCUCCCAUGGCCUGGUGCGCAGCGACGCUGGCCACUGGAACGCCCCGUGCCUGGGUGGCAAGGGGAGCAGUGAGCUGCUGUGGGGCGGGGUGCCCCAGUACUCCAGCAGCCUGUGGGGCCCGCCCAGCGCCGACGACAGCAGGGUGAUCGGCAGCCCCACCCCGCUGACCACCCUGUUGCCUGGGGACCUGCUCAGCGGGGAGUCCUUGUAGGCGCUGCCAUCAUCAGCACCAGGAGAGCCGACCCCUCCCGGGACCCCUCCCGGCUGGGCGGCCCCACAGACCCGCUGGAACCCAGCAGCGGCCGCCCUUUUGAGUACCUCUGUCCAGGACUGAAGACGAACCUUGGCCGCGGUCCUUGCGAACUGUUCGCAAAACAGUGCGGGCUGCGGUGGGUCAGCGUCACAUGCUAAUGACAGGAUGUUCCUCGUAGCUUUUUAUUUUGUGUGUCUUAUGUUUGUAUAGUGUGUUAUCAUUUUGAUUUUUUUUUUUUUUUAAGUAUAAAAGCUGCUUAGAAUAGUUCUAUCAUGAAGGGCACUUUUCAGAUUGUGGGCUGGAAAGGGUUAUUUUAUCUGUGGGGGAGGGAGGGAGACGUGAAGCCUAUUUAAAAUGAGCCUGUGACGAUUAUGCACAUGACCAGAGGCGGCCGGUAAUCAGGGCAGAGUCUGGUGUGGACCGCCGGGCGCAGAGCGGCUCCGCGGCGGGAGCUGAGCGGAAGGCGCGGGCUGCGAUCUGCUCUCUGUUCCCCUGGAUCCGCCUAUGCACAUUACCCUUGUUUCAUUACUUUUUCAUGUCAUUUUUUUAUCCCAAAAAAUAUUUUUUAAAAGUUAAAAAAAGACAUAUCAAACAUGCAAAUACUUGAAUCCAGCAGGCCAAUAGUGAAAUGUGAACACUUUCUAAUUCUACUCUUCCAGGUUGACAUCAGUACACAGAAACAGGCUCUAGGAAGAAUUUCUAAGUUCGUAGCCUACGUGUGUGUGUAUGUGUGCGUGUUGAAACAGAAGUGUGUGUGUGCAUGUGUGGCGCGUGCUCCCGCACGGCGUGCAGUUUUCUGUGUUUGUGUGUUUGAAAGUGUGUGAGGAUGUAACUGUGGGUUUUCCCUUGUAUUCAGUAUAUGCUUUUUCUUUGGCGCGUUGGUCAAACGUUUGUUAUUAUUAGCUUCUAACUUUGCACUGAGUGUCCUCGCCCUUCCUUUAGCUAAUCCUAUACAUUACAGAGAAUUCCUAGGACAGGGCUGGCGACAAUUCAUGUGUAAAUGUUUACUCAAGGACUCUGUGACUGCGUUUAAAAAGUACAGUGUAUAUCUCUGGAGAAAUAAUAUGUAUACCUACCUUUAGCAGCUUUUUAUUGUGGACUAAUGCAAGAAAAUUAUUACCAGAGUAUUGCACCAUUUUUCCAUUUGGAAUAUAAAGUUAAAGAGAAAAAAAAACUGUUGUUGAACUGUGGCCAUAGAUACUUGUAAAGAAUGGAUGGUUCCGCGGAAGGAACAGAAACAAGCACUUGGGCGUGGGUUGUGACUGCUUUUGGGGGAGCCUGGGGUUUGGGCUCCCACCUGUUUACAGACCUUUUUUUCUCCUUCAGACUUUAAAAUUUUAAAAAUUUAAAAAGGAAUUAAAAAAAAAAAAAAAAAAGACUUCCGUCGUAAAGAAACCUAUUUUCAGAAUGCAGAUGCGCUCCUUCAGAGCUCUGGGACGGGACAGUGUUGUUCCCUCGGCCAUCGUCAUGGACUCUGUCGAUUGCUUUCGCCCCUUCGUCAAGGUGACAGGCGUUGUGGCCACUGUCUUGCACAUGCCGGACGCGCUCUCAGGAAAGCCAGGGCUCCCGAGGGCAGCUCCACACCAUUUCAUGUAUUUUUAAACCCAAUUCCUAGCACUGAAGAUGUUAUUUAAAAAACAAACAAAAAAAAAAAAAAGCAAAAAAAUGAAAAAAAAGAAAAAGAGGAAAAAAAAACACAAAGAAGAAAAAUACCUAAUCUCUAAUGUGUAGCAGUUACAUAUUUACCAAAUAAUGGACUCAAAAGAAAUAGAUGUUUGAAGAGUGCUUUAUAUAUUAAAAAUUGCUUUAUGUUUUAAAAAUGAUCAAUGUUUUGAUUGUUUUGCAAGGAAGAAAGACAAUGGAAUAACAUACCCUCAAGUAUGUUUUAAAAUAUAUAUAUAUAUGAACAUUGUGCUCCCUGCCUGCUUGAUCAGGAAACUUGUGCAUUACAUUUUUUUUAAUUAGCUUUUUAAUGGUUUUAUCAAAACAAAAAAAAAUACAAAAAAAAAAAAAAAAAAGUCCUGCAAGAUUGCAGAUCCACAAAAGCUGGUUUUAUAGAGGAUCAUGAACUAUGCACAAGCUGGGUUCAAGACUUUUUUUCUCAAGUUUAGUAGGAUAUUUAGCAAAACCAACCUUCCUCAGAGCGACUGCAUCUCAUUGCCAUUACAUGCGUUCUAUAUAUUCGAUGGACACACACCUGCGUAUGUAUAUCCAAUAUGUGUGCGUGUGAGCGUGCGCGUGCGUAUGUGCGUCCGACAUACCACUUCUCGUGCUGCCGGCGAGCAUUGAGUUGUAGAAAAACUAUUGUUUUAAAAUUGGGGAUGGAAGUCAAGAAUAUGUUUGUUUGUUUUGGGGUUUUGUUGGGUUUGAGGGGUUUUUUUGUUUUUGGGGUUUUUUUUUUUUUUUUACCUUUAAUUUUGAACUUAAUAUGUCUGUAACUCUGAGAUUAAAAAACAAGUUUGUGGCUCUUAAUGUUUUCCUCAUAGAAUGUGAUUGUUGAAGAACAUGCAUCGAAAGUUGCUUUCGAAAGUACAACGCUUUAUUGAAUCUUAAUAAAUUGCAAUUUUUUUUCUUGGUUGUUCAAA